AUGGAUAAAACGUCGCACCCACAGGAAGGAGUGGGUUUUGGGUUGCUGCUGCGAUUGUACUGCGUGACGGCGCUUCUGAAGGCUCUUUUGGUGCGCGCACCUUACUCGACGGACUUGCUUGUGCACCUGCACUGGAAGAGUCUCACGAGGCGGUUCCCAGUGUCCGCCUGGUACACGCCUGCGACCGGGCCACCCUAUCUGGACUAUCCCACAUGUUUCGCCUACCUCGAAUGGUUCCUCGGUGCGCUGGCGCAGUUGCUCCGUAUUCCACUCGAUCACGAGAACGGUAGUGUGCGUUUAUCGACGUUGAUCUUCAUGCGAAUAACAGUUAUCGCACUAGACGUGUUUCUGUUUCUCGGCAUGCGACCAUGGUGUGCAGGCCCGGAGACAGCCGCCGCAGCCUCUUUCCCGUCUGUAGUACUCGAUCGAUUGCUUUGGGUUGUUACGCACCCUGCGCUCUGGCUCGUAGACAAUAUCCAUUUCCAAUACAAUGGGCUGGUAAUUGGCGUCAUUCUAUACAGCCUGGGCGUCCUGUUUCGCGAGAGCGUUUACGCGGAAAUGGAAAAGCGUCGAUCCCAAAGAGGCAUGUGGCGAGCUAGUGCGGCUUUUCUGGUGGCGUUGGGCUUGAAACAUACGACUGCGCUCAGCAUUGCGCCAGUAGUCGGACUUGUGCUGUGGAAACAACGCGCCUGGAAGAAUAUCUAUGUUGUUGUUUCCGGUUUCGUUUGGUUGCUUCUGAUGCUCGGCUUGCCUUUUGGGUGCGUGGGUUGGCGCGCGCUCUGGGAACGCCUCUUCCCGCUGGAUGAGCGGGGCCUUUUUCACGCGUAUUGGGCGCCGAACGCGUAUGCCCUGCUCGCAGCCGCUGACAAAGUUGUCGCCCGUUUCUGCGCUCUCGUUUUCAGCAGACUUGUGGAACGAGGGCUUGCGAAAUCUCCGCACGGCUCUGAUCUGCUACCGAUGCUACACCGAUCCGGCCGCGUUUCGAACAGCGCCGGACUCGUCCAGACUGCAGGGGGCGGUUUCUACCUCUUGCCAGAAUGGACUCCGAUGCUUGCCACGCUAUGCUGCGUCGUCGCAAUGACACCGAGUCUGCUUGCUCUGCACUGGGCAUUCCAGGAAAGUGCAAGGCAUGGCGAAACACAACCUGCCAGCUCGGAUGCAACCGCCGUAGACCGGUUAGAUCAGCGCCGUUGCAUGGAGUUUUUGGCGAAGAUAUGCGCACAGGUGUCCCUGAGCUUGUUCUUGUUCGGAUGGCAUGUCCACGAAAAGGCGCUCAUCCUGCCGGUGUUCCUCGCGGGCCUCGGAUUAGGGCCGCGUCAUCCGGUAGCUGCGGCCCUGAGCACAGCCUGCUCGCUGGCGAUGUUCCCGCUGGUGUCCUCGCCAGGCGUACGGCUGGUUCGGCUCGCGCUGCUCUUCUGGCACUGGCUAUACUUUGCGCCGCUGCAGCCUUGGCCACCGACGCGCGCGUGGCUGUUGGUGUAUUCGUACGGUGGAAUUGGGCUGAUGAUCGGCGAGCUGUUGGCCUCGUGGCACGGCUGGCAGCGUCUGGGUCUACCGUUUCUGCCGCUGAUGCUACAGUCCGUGUACAGUGCGCUCGCUGUUGUCUUCGCAUGGGGUUAUCUCAGCUGGCAGGUGUGGCGAAGCACGCGAGCCGAUUACAUGGGAUGCAGCCCAAAUGCCGAAGCCAAGCACUUGCUCAUCGCACCGUCAGUGCAGGCCGGUGCGCGACCUCUGCUUGUCCGUAGCUCCUCCAAGCACUGA
This is a messenger RNA of Cyanidioschyzon merolae strain 10D, 1761 nucleotides long. RefSeq names its product similar to glucosyltransferase. Gene Ontology annotation, molecular function: dolichyl pyrophosphate Glc1Man9GlcNAc2 alpha-1,3-glucosyltransferase activity. The record is from RefSeq and is a predicted model, not a curated record. The transcript has a single exon. Gene Ontology annotation, cellular component: endoplasmic reticulum membrane. Lineage: Eukaryota; Rhodophyta; Bangiophyceae; Cyanidiales; Cyanidiaceae. The coding region runs from base 1 to 1761 and encodes 586 amino acids. Gene Ontology annotation, biological process: protein N-linked glycosylation.